CAUCUUUCCAAAUCGGGCAGUUGUGGGUCUUACAGCGCGUAGCCGUUCUCAUAGUAUCGAUUCUAGUAGGACUGUGAGCAAGAGUACGCCUUCGGAUUCGAACGAACGGGCGUCUGAAUUCGAGAAGGGGAAGAAAGAAAAACUAGAUGGUGUAGACGAUGAACAAGCAUCUCCAGUCAAGACUUCUGAGCAAAACAAGAUUCUCAUUACAUCUUCCAGUGAUACACCACAAAAACCAGCGGUCUCAACCUGGCUGUAUUUCUU
Amoebophrya sp. A25 is the source of this 264-nucleotide messenger RNA. Lineage: Eukaryota; Dinophyceae; Syndiniales; Amoebophryaceae. The record is from the annotation of a GenBank genome assembly.